Messenger RNA from Prorocentrum cordatum, 1136 nucleotides. NCBI's taxonomy places the organism in Eukaryota, Dinophyceae, Prorocentrales, Prorocentraceae. The record is from the annotation of a GenBank genome assembly.
AGCCUUCCUGGCUCCCGCCCUUUUGUGCCUCGCUCUCGGGGCGCGCCGUGCCCGCGCAGAGCCCCCGCGCCCUGUCGAGCCGCGCGCCAUGGCCCGCGCUGGCGGCGUAGCCCUGGCGUCCGCGGCGGCGACCGGCGUGCACGCGCCAGAGUGGUUCUCGCUGGCAGCGCUCCGCAGCUACGGGCAGGCCUUCCACCAGGCCGAGGCCCCUGCGCCAGCCCGGCCGGUGGCGUCGCCGCUCCCGCGCGCCCUGCGGCGGAACGCAGGCCCACCCGGCGUGUGCGCGCGCUGCGGCGCUCCGGCGAGCAGGCGCGCCGCUCAUCCUCAGCACCUCCCCGGCGCAGCGCGGCCCGAUCGGCGGCGCGGCGCCGCAGCGUCGUGCCCCGGACGGGGCGCAAGACGGGCGGCGCGGGGCCGGCGUGCGCGGCGUGGCGGGGCAGGACCACCACCCCGCAGCGCGGUCGGCGGGCCGGGGUGGCGGCGCCUGGGCCCUCGGAGGCGGUAACCCCGCCUCCAGGCUCUCCGCGCCCAGUGAGCCCGCGCGGCGGCGGGGCCGCCCGCCGGCUGGAGGCCGUGCCCGUGAGCGUGCGGCGCACGUUCGUGGACCUGCCCGUGGAGAGGUCGCCGUCGCUGGACCGCUUCUUCCGUGAGCGCCGCACGCGCUGGGGCCCCCCGGCCAGCCGCGCCGCCGGCGCUUCGCCCAGCAGGUCGCCGAGCCCACGGCGCCGCGGCGCCAGCCGCCUGGGGGCCUGGAGCGCCCCGGCCUGCGGCUGCCGCGCCCCCGCCGCCGGGCUCGCGGCGACGGCCGAGGCCGGGGACGGUGACCGCCGCGGCGGGUGGCCGUGCGUCGCCCUCUUCUGCGGCAUCCCCCGUGCCGAGAGCACCGACGGCAGCGGCGUCUGCUCCACCGCGGUCGGCUCCGCCACGGUCGCCCUGUCGGAGCUGUCGACGCCACCUGGGUCUGCCGAGAUUCCAGGCGACGGGCGCGGCGGGGCCCCGGCGGUGGACCCGCCGCCAGCGCUGGGCUGCCAGGAGCUCCCGAGUAGGGGCUCCGCGCUGCACCGGUGGGGCGCCUGCAAGCCGUGCAGGUUCCAUCUGGAGGGCUGCACGAACGGCGUGGACUGUCCGCCCCUCAG